Molecule: messenger RNA, 651 nt
Organism: Olea europaea var. sylvestris
Lineage: Eukaryota; Viridiplantae; Streptophyta; Magnoliopsida; Lamiales; Oleaceae
Product: protein CASP-like
Exons: 3
Coding region: 196-636 (146 amino acids)
Source: RefSeq, a predicted model, not a curated record
AUUUAGCACUCAACUUAAUGAAGGGUAAAAUGUACUCGAUCAAGAAUCCAGAUCCAUCAAACCCGGAAAAUCCUCUGUAGCAAUUAAAUUACAAUUACGAAUUCCUGGGGAUUGGAUUGAGCAUCUGAUUUUUGUUUAUACAUACAUAGCGAAUCGAAGUAGAGGUGGAGGGUCGGUCGUGUAGUGAGAUCAGCAAUGGAGGCGUCGCAAGGAGGAGGAUCGGAAAGAGACAUUUCGAAUUCUUCGUCGUCUUCCACUCCAGUUCCUGCCGUCGCUACCUUCUGGAAAGAAUUUGAUUUAGAGAAGGAACGGAGCGUCCUCGAUGAACAAGGGCUUAGGAUUGCAGAAAAUCAGGAAAACAGCCAGAAAAAUCGCCGGAAGCUUGCAGAAAGCACUAGAGACUUCAAGAAGGCUGCAAAUGAAGAAAAGUUGAGCUUGUUCAACUCGUUACUUAAGGGUUACCAAGAAGAGGUUGAUAAUCUUACCAAGAGAGCAAAAUUUGGAGAAAAUGCUUUUCUUAACAUUUACCAGAAACUUUAUGAAGCACCAGAUCCUUACCCAGUUCUUGCUUCAAUUGCAGUAAGUAUUAGCUUCUCAUUUUUGGUCUUUCCUUUAGAGUACUGGUUAUUUUUCUGAAUGUCAUGACAUGUA